Molecule: messenger RNA, 2051 nt
Organism: Equus quagga
Lineage: Eukaryota; Metazoa; Chordata; Mammalia; Perissodactyla; Equidae
Gene: RASGEF1C
Product: RasGEF domain family member 1C
Exons: 14
Coding region: 49-1449 (466 amino acids)
Biological process (GO): positive regulation of GTPase activity; Ras protein signal transduction
Cellular component (GO): plasma membrane
Molecular function (GO): guanyl-nucleotide exchange factor activity
Source: RefSeq, a predicted model, not a curated record
CGCUGCCCGGGGGCAGGCCGGGGUGCAGGCGCGCAGGGACCGGCAGACAUGCCGCGGACACUGAGCGCCUCCGACAUGGUCACCCGCAGCAGCCUCAGCCCCCCGCCCACUGAGCCCACAGACGGUGAGCAGGCUGGGCAGCCUCUCCUGGAUGGAGCUCCAUCCUCAGCCUCCCUGGACACCCUGAUCCAGUACCUGGUGCCCACAGCCGAUUACUACCCUGAGAAAGCCUACAUCUUCACCUUCCUGCUGAGCUCCCGCCUCUUCAUCGAGCCGCAGGAGCUCCUGGCCCGGGUCUGCCACCUGUGCAUUGAGCAGCAGCAGCUGGACAAGCCGGUGCUGGACAAGGCUCAGGUCCGGAGGUUUGGCCCCAAACUGCUCCAAUUGUUGACCGAGUGGAUGGAGACCUUCCCACGGGACUUCCAGGAGGAGUCGACCAUCAGGCACCUGAAGGACGUGGUGGGCCGCAUUGCCCCCUGUGAUGAGGCAUACAGAAAGAGGAUGCAGCAGCUCCUGCAGGCUUUGCACCAGAAGCUGGUGGCCCUGGGCCAGGGGCCGGAAGGAGUGCUGGGUGCCGACAAGCCCAUCUCCCACAGGACCAAGCCGCCGGCCUCCAUCCAUAGGGAGCUCCUCAGCGUCUGCAGUGACCCCUACAUGCUGGCCCAGCAGCUGACCCACGUGGAGCUGGAACGGCUGCGACACAUCGGGCCUGAGGAGUUUGUCCAGCCUUUUGUGAACAAAGACCCUUUGGCCGGCACAAAGCCUUGUUUCAGUGACAAGACUAACAACCUAGAGGCUUAUGUGAAGUGGUUCAACAGACUCUGCUACCUCGUGGCAACUGAGAUCUGCAUGCCAGCCAAGAAGAAGCAGAGGGCGCAGGUGAUCGAGUUCUUCAUUGACGUGGCCCGCGAAUGCUUCAACAUUGGCAACUUCAACUCCCUGAUGGCCAUUAUCUCCGGCAUGAACAUGAGCCCUGUCUCCCGGCUGAAGAAAACCUGGGCCAAGGUGAAGACAGCCAAGUUUUUCGUCCUCGAGCACCAGAUGGACCCAACAGGGAAUUUCUACAACUACAGGACAGCCCUGCGCGGAGCAGCCCACCGCUCGCUGACCGCCCACAGCAGCCGGGAGAAGAUCGUCAUUCCCUUCUUCAGCCUGUUCAUCAAAGACAUCUACUUCCUGAACGAGGGCUGUGCCAACCGCCUCCCCAGUGGGCAUGUCAACUUUGAGAAAUUUCUGGAGCUGGCCAAGCAGGUUGGAGAGUUCAUCACAUGGAAACAAGUAGAGUGUCCCUUCGAACAAGACCGCAGCAUCAUCCACUACCUGCACAGCGCCCCCAUCUUCAGCGAGGAUGGUCUUUAUCUGGCUUCUUAUGAAAGCGAGAGCCCAGAGAACCAAACAGAAAGAGAGAGGUGGAAGUCUCUAAGGUCUUCUAUUUUGGGGAAGACGUGAGAAGCGCUGAGCUGCAGGAGGAGGAGCGGAGGAAGUCAGCAGCAGGCUUCUGCAGCCCUGCCUCAGCCGCCCCAGCGCAAGGCAAGGGUGUUGGUGCCUCACUGCUUUGCAAACCGUGAACCUGUGGUCUGGCGCCACCACAGCGACCACGUGGCACAGGAGACCUUUUUCCUUUUGUGGAACCUCAGCCCUGGCAGGGCCUGGGCCUCCAGACGCGUGGAUGGCACCUGCCAUGGGGGCCCUGCCUUCAGGACAAUGUGACAGCAGGUCACAUUGCUGGUCAGUUUGUCCAUCCUUGGCAAGGACACAGCACGGCCCCAAAGUGUUGGACGACGGCAGUCUUGAUGUCACUGGGUGACAUGUGCCGCAGAGGCCGACACCCAGUCUGUUUCCAGGUGGCCUGGGAGCCCCCACCUCUCCAGCAGGCAUCACAGUGAUGUGAAAGGGACCAGAGCCCCCAGGGCCCCUGCCAUUCUAGGAUGGACCCUACCCUGCCCCUCGCCAUGGCUGUUUUCUGAAGCCAUGUGCACCCCCUUUCUGGAUCCUGCUCGUAUCAGGGGAUGGCUUUUUGGUGACAGCUAUGAUGCAGGUCACAGGACAAA